Neodiprion virginianus is the source of this 3811-nucleotide messenger RNA. RefSeq names its product obg-like ATPase 1. The transcript is spliced from 11 exons. Gene Ontology annotation, cellular component: cytoplasm. The record is from RefSeq and is a predicted model, not a curated record. The coding region runs from base 62 to 3535 and encodes 1157 amino acids. Gene Ontology annotation, molecular function: GTP binding; ATP binding; ATP hydrolysis activity. NCBI's taxonomy places the organism in Eukaryota, Metazoa, Arthropoda, Insecta, Hymenoptera, Diprionidae.
AUUCCGACCACUUGGAUCUGGAAAGUCUACGCUGAGCAACGCAAUCAGUAGCAAUUACGGAAUGGCGCAUAUAGAUUUCGAGAAACGCUUAGAUCGGUACAUGCAAGAGCGCCGUAUCCCGUUGGUGAAAAGGAGACCGGAGGACGUCGUUGCGCUCGACGAUAAAGGUUUGCCAUUGGUAAAAGAACCUGAAGGAGAUGUGGAACUCCCGGAAGACCUAGGAGAUCAACGCUACAAUUGUGACAGAGCAACUAUUCAGGCAUUCGUACGGAAGUACUUGAAAGAGGGAGCAGUUCUUCCAAAAAGAAUGCUGAAAGAAUGCUUGACGGAUUUAUUUGAACCACCUUAUCGGUGGACUGGCCUUAUCUUCGACAAUUUUCCCGCUAGCUCUUACGACGCGGAUGCUGCUUUGAGUAAUUUUGCAGUUCCGGAAAUCGUCGUUGAGCUCGUAUGCAGUCCCGAUGAAGCGCGAUCGAGAACAACCUCGAAAUUGUACAAAGCUUGGAAAAUGAAGCAGGAUGAAAGAAAAGCUAACGAGAAGGUGAGAUUCGAGAAUGAAAUGGAAAAAGUUACUAAACUGAGAGAAAAGUGGGUGUUGAAAAUGCUGAAAGCUCGCAGAAAGCUCAGGCGCAAUCGAUUGCUGAUCGACCCUGGAAACGGACAAGAUGACGAAAGUGGAGACAGCAGAGAAAUUGAAGAGCAGGUCUCAACUUCUGACGCGGAUAUCGAUUCUACGGACGACCCCUAUGACUCCAGUGAUUCGAGCGACUCGGAAGUCGACAAGACUCAAGCUGAAAUUGAUCGAGCAGAAUUCCAGGAGAAAUCUCAUGCAAGAUACAAAGACCCGGUGAAAUUUGAGGAUUGGGAGCAUCCUGCCACUGUUAGAGAGCGGAUACGGCGGGAGGUCGACGAAGACUACGAGUUCAGCAGUCAAAAAUUGGCAGCAGCUAAAUCAGUAUUCGAGGAAGAGUCGAUACCGUGGAUAGAAGUCGACGCUGAGCAAAGCCAGGCCGAAGUCUUGAUGACGGUGCUGAAGAUUCUGGACCCCUACGUCUUUCGAAAUGCUUCAUUUUUGGAAAGAGUCGAGGAGGUCGACGUAGAAACUGCCGAAAAGCUGUUGGACAGUGGGUACUACUUUCUGAGCUCAUUUGGCAAGUUUUGUCCGGUCCAAAUGUUCGAGAAUAAAAUACCCUUCCAGAUGUUUUUGCCUCUCGAGGCAGCCCAUCAGAUAUACCCAGUCCUACAUCGUCAAUACAUCUACUUUCUGGCGGGAAAAGAAAGACUAACCGCCUUCAUUGAACACCCGUUGAAAUAUCUUAACCAGGACUCAUGCACGCCCCUGAUUCCGGCUAGAAUCGCAGUCAUUGGCCCUCCGAAAUGCGGCAAAACAACAAUCGCCAACCGCUUUGCUCGCACAUACGGAAUGAAGGCGAUAACUAGAGGCCAGGUGCUUCGACAUACGUUGAAAAAUUUUUCUUGGACCGAACUAGCGACGCUGACCAGCGCCCAUCUUCGAGGUGGCCACACUGCCCUCGACGAGUCCAUCGCUCGAUGCGUAGAACUCGACUCCAUUGAUCCUCGCGGUAUUUCCCAGGGCUAUAUUCUCGACGGUUUUCCCGAGAACCAAUCGGAAGCCGAGGAGCUCGCCUUCCUCGGCAUCCAGCCGAUGAUCGUGGUCGACCUGAAGGCUGACCUGGACUUCUGCCUGCGCUGUUUGGCGGCGGAUUCCAACGCUCGAACAAAGCCUCCGACCUUUUCGCCCUGCUACUUGUCUCACCAGUACGAAGAGUGGCAGGCAGGAGCUGCAGACUAUCGUUGCUGGCUGAAAAAAUUCUCUCAAAACGUAGUCACCCUCGAUGCCACUGCCCAAAAACUCGCGGUAUGGAUCCGCGCAGACCGUGAAGUUUGCCGGAGGUUUUCGAGCAUAAAAAAAUACUUUCGGGAAGCUGACUACGACACGGCUCACUCCCUCACCCACUUGUGCGUCUCUCUUUACGAGUUCAGAGAGAGGCAGAGCCGGUACGAGUCCUACUGCCCGGUGUGUCUGGGCCGCGAUAAUGUCCUCACGUUUUCUGGUACCCCGCCAAAUCACGAGGGCAUGGUGCAGUUCCGGUCGCAUUACUACUGGGUGUGCGAUAUUCACUUGGCGGCCUUCCUGGCCAACGCUUCGGCAAUCCUUUCCUCGAUUCAAGACGUUGUCUUGCCCCAAUCUCGCCCCGAGAUCGUCGACGAAGAGAUCGACGUGAACCACGCUUGCUGGGCGAAGAGACUCAAGGUUUCCGGCUUCUGCCCGGUUACCUACCUCGACAGUCUUCCGGACCGGCGAGUUUUCCCAGGCCUGAACACGCUUGGCGUUGUGUUCAAGGAAGACCUGUACCUAUUCUGCUCCACGGAAUGUCGCGGAAAAUUUAUAACCCAGCCGACGAAGUACGCGGAUGUUCAGAUCAACUUCACGCGCACAUUUCCGCCGAUAAAUAUCAACGCUUUGCCCAAUCUCGGCUUCCUCGAACAGACUGUCGCCGGUCGUGUACCGGUUCCGGAUGCGCGUUUCGACUACUUGUGCGAGUACUUCAAGCCUCCGAGCAAGGUUCCGGGGUUCCUCAACGUCGUCGACAUCGCCGGACUAGUUAAGGGCGCCGCCGAAGGCCAGGGGCUCGGAAAUGCUUUUCUGUCCCACAUCAGCGCCUGUGACGCCAUAUUUCAUCUUUGUCGAGCCUUCGAGGACGAUGACGUAACCCACAUCGAAGGCGAGGUCAACCCUGUCAGAGAUCUUGAGAUCAUCAGCGAGGAACUCAGGCUCAAGGACGUCGAGUUCCUCAAUGCCCAUCUCGAGAAACUUGAGAAAUUGGUUGUUCGGGGUAACGACAAGAAACUGAAGCCCGAAUACGAUACCCUCCUCAAGGUCAAAUCCAUUCUGGUUGACGAGAAAAAGCACAUCAGAUUUGCCGAUUGGAGUGCAAAUGACAUUGAAGUGCUGAACAAGUAUCUCUUCCUAACGUCGAAGCCGGUAAUCUACCUGGUGAACCUUUCCGAAAAGGAUUACAUCCGCAAGAAGAACAAGUGGCUAAUCAAGAUCAAAGAAUGGGUCGAUAAAAACGACCCCGGUUCCGCUCUGAUCCCGUUCAGCGGUGUGUUCGAGAACAAGAUCUUUGACAUGGAGGAUGAGGAGCGCGCCAAGUACUUCGAGGAGCACAAAGCAACCAGUGCGUUGGACAAGAUUAUCGUUCAAGGAUACAAGGCGUUGCAGCUUCAGUAUUUCUUCACCGCUGGUCACGACGAAGUCAAGGCUUGGACAAUCCCGAAAGGAGCGAAAGCGCCACAAGCUGCCGGAAGAAUUCACACGGAUUUCGAAAAAGGUUUCAUCAUGGCUGAGGUUAUGAAAUUUGACGACUUCAAAAACGAGGGGUCGGAAGCCGCGGUCAAGGCGGCUGGAAAGUACAGGCAACAGGGUCGAAACUACGUCGUAGAAGACGGGGACAUAAUCUUCUUCAAGUUUAAUGCAGGCGCGGGGCUGAAAGACGCCAAGAAGAAGUGAUGGCGCGCCUUUUUUGCACCGCUGCUGGUUCACCUCUACGCCAGAGUUGAUCUUUUUUACAGCGCCCACAGUCGCGAUUAUGCGAAUCGUUGGCUGAUCGACUCGAUCAUGAGAUUAGUUUGAGAAUGCAUUUUUAAUUCUGUUAUGCGCGAGGUUCAAUUUUUCUUCACGCAUAAGUGCGAGGUAUCCAUUGAAAUUUUUUAUCACGCCGAGGUAAUAUUUUGAUCGAUAUUCUAACCAGCUAGCGGCAAUCCUCUACGCUCCAGAUAACGGAUA